This is a messenger RNA of Eruca vesicaria subsp. sativa (arugula), 69 nucleotides long. The record is from the annotation of a GenBank genome assembly. NCBI's taxonomy places the organism in Eukaryota, Viridiplantae, Streptophyta, Magnoliopsida, Brassicales, Brassicaceae.
AUGGUGUCCGUAUUAGCUUGUAUAGGUUUGGCGGUUAUGUGUGUGACUGGAAGAGGUGCAAAGAAGUAA